UGUGCUCGGACUGAUAUGAGGCGACACGUGGGUCACAACGUGGAUCUGACUGGACUCAGGAGAACAUCCAUGAUGUUGCUGAGUCUCGUCACCUUGGCAACUGUCCUCCGCACUGUUUCCUCGCAGCAUGUCCCUAUCAAUGUACCGCACUUCCGGGUGCACGUCGACCCGGAAGUGUAUAUGGAUGCCACGGAGCUGAUCACUAGCAAGGGCUUCCCGUGUGAGAACCAUUACGUCACGACAGAGGACGGCUUCAUCCUCAACAUGCAGCGAAUCCCCCACGGCAGGGGGAACGACACCCUGGGGACAGCCAAGCGUGUUGUGAUGCUACAACAUGGUCUUCUGGGUAGCUCACCUAACUUUCUGGUGAAUCUCGCCAACGAGAGCCUCGCUUUCAUCCUGGCCGACGCAGGCGCUGACGUGUGGCUUGGCAACGCUCGGGGAAACACUUACUCACGUGCUCACAAGACGCUGAAACCAUCGGACAACAAGUUUUGGGAAUGGAGUUAUGACGAGAUGGCGAAGUACGACCUGCCCGCCAUGAUUGACUACAUCGUACGGACGACCGGGCAGCCCCAGAUCCACUAUGUCGGUCACUCUCAGGGGACACUUAUCGGCUUCGCGGGCUUCAGUCAGAACAAGACUCUGGGUCGGCUGGUCAAGACCUUCAUCGCUCUGGCCCCAGUAGCGACAGUCGGACACAUCAAGAGCCCCAUCAGACUCUUGGCACCGUUCUCCAAGGAGCUUAAGCGAGCGUUUGCGUUGUUUGGCCAUGGAGAGCUGCUGCCGAGUAAGAAUACCACCAAAUGGCUGGCGAGGACCGUGUGUAAUGACGCGUCUGUCCUCUGCGAGAGUCUGUUCUUUGUUCUGAACGGCUUCGACUACCGCUCACUCAAUUCCUCUCGAGUUCCCGUCUACAUGGCGCACACCCCGGCGGGCACCUCCACUCAGAACAUCAUACACUUCGGACAGGGUGUCAACUCCGACAAGUUCCUGAUGUUCGACUUCGGGUCUGCGGCGGCCAACACGGCCCACUACGGACAGGCCACGCCUCCUAACUACCGCCCGGAUGAGAUGGACGUGCCCGUGGUGUUGUUCAGCGGGGGCAAAGACUUCCUGGCAGACCCGGAAGAUGUCACGUGGAUCCGGUCUCAGCUGAAGAACAUUGUGGGAGAUCACGUGAUCCCUCACUGGGAACAUUUGGACUUCAUUUUGGCUCUGGAAGCCCCGGUUCUCUGUUAUGAUGAAAUCAAACGGAUUGUUUUUAGUUGAUCAAACCACAUCUGAGACCAAUAAAAAACGAAGUCACUGUA
Molecule: messenger RNA, 1313 nt
Organism: Haliotis rubra (blacklip abalone)
Lineage: Eukaryota; Metazoa; Mollusca; Gastropoda; Lepetellida; Haliotidae
Product: lysosomal acid lipase/cholesteryl ester hydrolase-like
Exons: 8
Coding region: 16-1272 (418 amino acids)
Molecular function (GO): hydrolase activity, acting on ester bonds
Source: RefSeq, a predicted model, not a curated record